GUUUGAAAUUUGAAUUAGUCAUUUCGGUGUUGCUGUCCUCUGUUUCCACAAAUGGCACAGAGGCUCUUGGAACCAUUCAGAAAAUUGCCCCAUCAAUUGCAAAAUCUUGAAAUUGUUAAGCGAAUUCAUGAUUACACACUUGGGAAACAUACCGAUAGUUACUCCUGUCACCAGUCGUCUGCUUACGGAUGUCUGGAGUCUCCAAGCGCUUUGGCUUUCGACGAAAUUCUUGGCUUAUUAGCUGUAGGAACAAGUAAAGGGGUAUUAAAAAUAUAUGGCUCACCGGGCAUUGUUUUCACUGUCCAACGAGAGGGUUCUCCGAUCAUUUCUCUUUUGUUUUUACCAGGUGAAGUAGGUCCUCUUUACACUGAUGUCAUACCUUAUAGGGGCGGAUUGUUUGCGCUUCGACUGACGGAACGUUAGAUCUUUUUGAACUAGAUUCUAGAUGUGGACGAUGGUCACCAACUAGCCAAGUGAAAGUUCAGCAAACGUAAGUUAACCAAUAGGAAAUUUCGUUUCUUUUAACAAAUGGGGAUAUAGCUGUUAGGUUUAUGCUAAACGUCAACCUCAUUUGGAUGGAUUCAUGCUUUUGCCUAAAACUUCACUCGCAGACACGGCAGCCGAACAAGGUAAUCUGUGCAUCUCAAAAACAGUAAGACAUUAGAUCGCUAAAUGUCUUUUCUAAGUAAAAUGCACCGCUUUUUACUCCCGAAAUCCGCGUACAUUUUGCUUAGUAAGACUUGUUCCAAUGACCUGAAGUUUAUUUUGAUGGAUAUUACUUCACAAAGUUGUUCAUGGGGAGCUCAUUGGUCUUGUUAAAAGAAUUAGGCAUUUCGUAUAAACCAAUCUGGCAGGGAAUCCAAGUCACUUGACAUCCGUUUACAACUGAGUUCGUGCUUUCCACUGGGAUGCAAUAGUAAUUAAAAAAUUCGAUUUGUCAUGUUGGUUACUUGGGAACCUAGACACAAUCAUCGUCCUAUCUCACCGUGUCCAGCUUUAAAAUAGAGUUUGGUGUAGAGAUUCGUGUGGCUAAAAUUCUCAUUUUUUCAGCUGUUAUUUUUCACGGGUUGUGUCGUACAGUACCUUCACUUUCUAAUAUAUACGAAUGUGAAAAUGAGUGAGUUUUCAGUAUGUAGUUUGGCUAACGUAUUAGCAAAAUGUCAAAUCGUAUUGACCUUUGAUCUGUAUCUGCUGACAGUUGGUUCUAACGAGAAUUUACCUUGUCAGGACGUUAAUUUGUUAGCUUUGUCGGUGUAAUACUUCCCUUAUAUUUUGUCGAAUAUAAUUUCGACUGAAAGUUAGGAAAGACGGCAUAUUAUUUUUCUGGUGCUAUCCACAAUCGUAUUGUAUGGUCUCUCGUCCUGUCGUUAGUGUACUUCACAGUAGGACGUACUUGUCGGUUUUCACGUGAAUCGCCUUCAGAAUUAUCAAAAAAGACUCCAACUUAUGUUUGUUUUGUUUGAGUGAAAAUAUGUACCUGUGCAUAACAAUAUAUUGAAUACUUACAUUGAUAAAAUAAUUUGUACUUAUUUACAUUCACAGCGGUGAACAAGAUCUUAUUACAUGUAUUUGUCUUGGUCAUGGUGUUAUUUACAUUGGUUCUGCAAACGGUACACUGCGUCAAGUUGCGGUUAAAAAUGGUCAUAUGACACUGGGAGAUGAUUCACUCACUGCAUGUACAAGUUCAAUUAUCAGCGACAGUGUCCCCGCAGACAAGCGAGAUCAACUUGGGGUAGACUCUCCCAUUAUAUCCCUUGAAUUACAACCUCAAGGUAAUCAUCUACUGAUCGCAUACGCAGGGGGCUGUGUAGCAGUGGCUAUUCCUCAGCCUAUUCCAUCAGAAAGCGUUACACAACCAGCUGCUCCGGCGGAUGUUGUCACUGCUCCUACAGCUCAGGGGGAAGUUGUUACUCCAAAUGUUGUUGAUGAGUUGGCUCCAACUAUUCCCCAAGAAACUCAGGGUGAAGCAACGUCAGGUGACAAAACUGAAGUAAAUGGAGAGAAGUCUCAGCAAGUUUCAAACGACAGUGCUGUCGAGUCAACUCCUAGUACUCCUGCUAAGGGACAUUCGGAGAAGCGAUCAACCCUAAAGUUUAAGGCGUUGACACGUAGUUUGAGACCUGAUGCGUCUAAAGCAGAGAAAGAAGAACCAUCAUUACCUGUACCUCCAGCUCCUCGUAUCAGUCAUUUACUGCUUCGCGACCAACCAGUUGAAUGGGCCUCAUGGCGUGUUACAUCCGUGGACUCUUUAUCUACUGAAGUUGUAGUUGCUUAUGGUGAUGGUGCAUUUCAGGUUUGGCCUAUUGUUGCAGCUGUUAGUGAUCAACCGUUUGAGCCAAUCAUUGUAUCAAUGAUAGAUCCACCAAACACUCCAUAUGGUCCUUUACCUUGUGGCGCAAUAAAUAAAAUAUUGAUAAGUCCAUCUGCAAAUGCCGGUUUACUAACAGUGUUUUGUGGAGGUUUACCACGUCCCCAAUUUGAGAAUCGUUAUGCAGUGUCUGUCUUACAAGAUCAUGAACAUCAUGUUUGUUAUCAGUUUGGAUCAAAGGUUAUUGAUUUUGUACUUGUACCGAGUGAAGGAAGUGUAUCAAAUGAAACGGUUUCAGGUGAAGUUGUGACUAAACCUUGUCCACCUAGUUAUUCUGCUACAUUAUUAGUGCUUACUGAACGUGAACUUGUUGCGAUUGAUUUAACUCAACCCGAUUGGCCUGUCUACGAUUCACCAUAUCUUAAUUGUAUGGAUUUCACUCCGGUUACAGCUAUAACUCACAUAGGACAGGUUCCACCAGCUCUAAUCCAUCGGCUACACCAAGCUGCUCAGAUAACUUCAGAUGAUAUUACCAACUGUUCAUGGCCAAUAUGGGGCGGGUCUCAUAAUGGUAACACGAAAAAUUUUGCACAAAAUUCUGGAAAUGACGUUAUCGUCCUUGGACAUUCAAAUGGAUGGGUUACUUUAUGGGCAGUUGGUCGAGGAGAUACUACAAUUCAUCUGGGAACUUUACCAACUUCAUCUUUGUUUAAUUUAACUGAUUUGCAAAAUGGUCAGAAGUGUGGGAACUCGAUAUUGGAGGAAGAAACGUGGCCACCUUUUCGUCCAGUUGGUUAUUGUUCUCGAGCACAACGUCAAUCUGUCGAGAAUUGUGAUCCACGCUUGGCUAUUACACAGUUACUUGUUUUACUGGGAAGUCCAAUUCGAUCAGGUGUUAGCGGUUCAAUUGCACCGGAUACAUUGACACUCGUUGUGGGUGGUGCUGGUGGUCAAGUGAGCCUAUGGGUCGCCGGUUCAGAAGGAUUUUUGCAUUCACCGGAACUUAGUUCUUUUGAGCCUGAUGUAUUCAGAAUAUGUGUUAACCUCAUUGAUCAUUCAGAUGAGAAUAAAUAUAUUUGGAAAGAUGCUUUAUCUCUUCGACCUACCGAAGGUGUCCCUCAUUAUUGCACACCAACUGGACUAACAUUUCAUCCAUGUCAACUUAUUCAAUUAAAUCCUCCUAGCCAGAUUACAUCUCUUGCAUUGGAGUUGUCUUGGAAUUUAUUGGCCAUCGGUUCUUCACACGGAUUUGCUUUGUUAGACUUAUUUGAUCGUUCUAUAACCCAUACUCAUUUCACUUACGAUUCAUCAGGUCCUGCAAAGAUUGUUAAUGCUGUUGCUACUGUACAAAAUGUGAUAAUGGCGCGAGGAAGACAGCUUACAUCAACAAUGAGACAAUCAUUUAGACGUCUAAAACACUUUCGUACUUCAACAGCGAGCUCUGAGAAAACUUCUAGCGAACCUACUGCACCAGCUGAUGAAAAUCAAACAACGCCGCAACAAACCGAAAAGAGUCUUGAUGAAACCUCACCUAAAGAUGAAAUUAAAGAACAAGAUCAGCCUGUUGAACCAAGUGAAAAAAAAGAAAUCCAAGAAAAUGUUGAAGCUGUAGGAGUAACAGAGCAACCAACAACUUCUGUAGAAUCUGAAGAACCGAAACAACAAUCAAUAACGGAUAAUGCUGAGGUUGAUGUUCCUCCUGAACCUAUUCAAUUGAGCCAAGAGGAUAUAGUAUCAUCAGCUGUUCGUUGUCUCCUGUUUUCUGAGACGUAUGUUCAAGUGGGAGACCGUGCUCCUUCUGUCUGGGUUGGUACAGCUUCAGGUAAAGUGUUGGCUUUUAAUUUGUCAUGGAGAGGUACUGCUGGACCCGUUAAGGCGACAUUGUCCAAGGAAUUACAAUUGCAUCAUCACUCUCCGAUUGUUUCUUUGUAUAUCAUCGAUGCAGUUGAUCAUGGACCAAUUAUGCAUAGCCAAGCUUACAGGAAUUCGUGUGUCGAAUCAGUUGAAAGUAACGAGAAACAAGAAUCUGCUCAACCGUCAGAACCUCCUGCUGAAGUUUCGAUGGAUGGUGGUAAAGAUACUGAAAUACCUAUUCAAUCAACAUCAGCCACACAGGAUGUGCAUCAAUUACUUUUGUGCUCUGAGGAACAAGUUAAAUUGUUCAGUAUACCUUCACUUCGUCCAAUUUAUAAGCAUAAAUUUAUUGAUCGCCUUCGUAUGCUUGGUAUGUCAGUGACUUCUGGUGCCGGUUCAACUUCUAAACCAGAGAAGGAAGUGGUUGAAGAGGCAGCAGAUACAGUUGUUGGCGAGAGCGAGGUUGUAUAUGUGAACACAAGCCAGAUUAAUCCCAAACGUGUGACAGGGUUUGGCCUUCAGAAUUUUACUUCUGGGUCCGGAGAAAAUGCUAAACUCGAAUGGAAUGCUGUUGCAACGCUACUAGAUGGACAGAUUGCUGUACUGUCUUUGCCUAACCUUCGUAAAGUAUUCAAGGAACGCUGUUAUCCUGGUUAUCUACCUUCAUCUACACUUCCCUGUGUUGCCACGCGUACGUAUAACACGCAUGUCUUCUGGUCUAUAGGAUGUCGUCUUUUAGUAUCCGAACUCAAUCCUAUUCCUUUGUUGAAUUCAUUCGCAACACCAGUUAGUGAUGUUAUAACAGAUGAUUUUAUUGCAAUCCAUUUACCCGAAUGGGCUAGAACGGCUAGUAAAGAUGUAUCAGUCGAAAAUGAAAAUUUAAAAACAUCCAACCAGACAAACUUGGUUUCUGAACCUCUCCAGAGUACUGGGAAUAUUACCACUGACGAGAAAACAAAUGGUUGCGCACCUGUAGUAGAAGAGGAGAUUAUACCAACGAAUAAGAUGAAUGAUACUAUACUAGAGAAUGGUCAGAAUAUUGGUGAUGUUACAUUGGAUUCUAUCAAGGAAUAUUUGAAUGGCACUGAUGUAACAAUGGUUGUAAAAACAACUGAACUGUCUACUGAAAAGCGUACUCUUGUAGAAGGUGGAAAAAUUACAACUACCGUUCAUGAAGUAGAGAAGGUUGAUGGAAAAAUUACAAAAGACGAUGUUGUUAAGUUUGUCGCUGAUGGUGAACCGGAGGUGGUGAGUAUUACAGGCACUGUUUAACUAAAGCAAAUUAUCGGUCGAUCACAAUUGCCACUGGAAUAUAAUACUUUAUCUUUGUCUAAUUCAAUUUAAUAUUAUUUACUAUGUUAUCAUGACAUUAUUUUACCAUUGUUGAUUCUCAUUUUCCUCUUCUGCUUAAAUUGACUCGUCUUAUACCCAUGUGUUUGUCCCCCGUGUAUCUCGUGUUGCCUCCCUUCGCAAUUAUCGCUUCUCAACUGAUGAUGAUGAUGAUUAACGGUGCUUUUGUGUCCUAGUCGGUACAAUUUACCGGUGGUCAUUAUUUUUUUUGUUUUAUCGCGUGUUUUUUGGUCUUUUGUGCCUUUAUUUUUAAUCAAAGUAAAUUUUCUCUCUUCGCUUAUCCUUUUUGUCAUUUUUCGCCUUUUUUAAAAUUUCUCUUAUGUAUGCUGUUCUAUUGUUUGAUGUAUUUUCAUCAACUGUAUGAACCGUUUCUCGUUUCUUUCUUGUUAUUACUGACAUGUUUAUGCAUUCACAUACAAUUAUAAUACAUAACUUGACAGCCUAUCUGCGUCCGAAUUUUGCUAGUCAUAACUGCCGUGUUGUGUCAAUGUAUAUCACACUUAACAUGUUUUUUAGCUUUGUUUUAAAGUCCGUUCUAGAUCAUGUGUUUGAUGUGCUGACUUGUGUACGCUCAGUUAUCUUAAAAUCUUUAUUCUACCCUUUAAAUAUACUGAAAUUUAUUCUCUAAACGUGGAAAAUUUUAUUCGUAUUUUAUCCCAUUUUUAUCCAGUUACGCAACAUCUACAUCUUUGUCUGUGUGUUUUGUCUACUCUGGUAACAAUGUUUGUACAUGUAUACCAGCUCAUAUGCUCCUGUUUGUAUAACUUGUUUUGUAUACUGUUGACCAUCAUCAGCACUACUUCUGUAUGCUCUAUGCACAUCAUAAUUAUUUGUUUCUGUUUAACUGAUCUCUUGGUAUACAAACAGCACACGUACAUAUGUCCACACGCAGUCAUUAUCAAUCGCACAUAUAUGCUACACCAGAUACUACUUACUACCUAAUAUGGUGCAUAUAUACGCUUAUAAAUAUGGCACAUACAUGUUAACGGUAAUAAUAACCAACUCUAACAAUGUUAACAAAAUUUACAUGUUUUACAAGUUUCUGUUUUGUUUUGCUUCUUUUAAUCGUUAAAUGGUUCUCAUUUUGUUGUUUUUAUUUCAUUCUAAUCAUGAUAAGUUGCUGGCAAAUGUGAACGUAUAUUCCUUUUAUUAUCACUACUCAAUAUUACUAUUAUCUUAUUGUUAUUAUAUCUAAAUGCGAAUAAACAUUUUUCUGUCAU
Messenger RNA from Schistosoma bovis, 6732 nucleotides. Lineage: Eukaryota; Metazoa; Platyhelminthes; Trematoda; Strigeidida; Schistosomatidae. The record is from the annotation of a GenBank genome assembly.